AUGGGCAGCGCAACAAAGGGCACGUCGAAGCGCCCCAACUUCCUCUUCAUUCUUGCUGAUGACCUGGGCUUCUCGGACAUCGGGUGCUAUGGCAGCGAGAUCCAAACGCCCAACAUCGACCGAUUGGCAUCUGAGGGCAUCCGCAUGCUCAAUCAUCAUGCUGCUGCCGCUUGUUCCCCCACAAGAGCAAUGCUGCUCAGCGGAACCGACGCUCAUCUCGGCGGACUGGGCGUGCUGAUCGAAUACAAGCAAAACGCGAUCGGGGCUAAAAGGUAUUCCGGCAAAGCUGGCUACGAGGGGUUCCUCAACAAUGACGUCGCGACGCUUCCUGAGAUCCUGAGCGACAAUGGAUAUUUCACGGCUCUUUCCGGCAAAUGGCAUCUUGGUCUACGCGCAAGUCACGGCCCGCGGGAGCGUGGCUUCCAGAAGGCGUUUGCGAUGCUGCCGGGCUGUUGCAGUCACUACGCGUGGGAGCCAGUGCAGGAGCGAUUUCCCUUGGGCGGGUCGCCCAUUCACACUGAGAAUGGCACCAAGGUUGACAUUCAGCCCAACAAGUCCGAAGACCCCAAUGGCUUUUAUUCGACCGACGAGUACACGAACCGUCUGAUUCAAUAUCUCGAGGACCGGUCUCCAGAAGAAAAAUCGAAGCCUUUCUUCGGGUUUCUCCCUUAUACCGCUCCACACUGGCCGCUUCAAUGCUCGAAAUCACGGAGAGAUAAGUACAAGGGAGUGUACGAUGACGGCCCAUAUGCCCUCCGUGAGCGCCGACUCAACAGGCUCACCGAGAUGGGUAUCAUUGAGGAAUCGGUCGUCCCGCACGGGGUCGAGACAACGACGCAGAAUGUCGGUGAGUGGGACGAGCUCACGGCCGAAGAGAAGAAGCUCUCUAGUCGUGCCAUGGAAACAUACGCUGGUAUGGUCGACUCGAUGGAUGUCAACGUCGGUAAGGUGAUCGAGUAUUUGAAGAAAAUCGGGGAAUAUGACGAUACGUUCAUUGUGUUUAUGAGCGACAAUGGAGCCGAGGGAGCAGCAAUGGAAGCCAUUCCUGUUAUGGGCGAGAAGAUAACGACUGCUAUCCAUCAGUAUUAUGAUAACUCACUGGAGAACAUUGGCAACUACAACUCCUUUACGUGGCUCGGUCCACUCUGGGCCCAGGCUUCGACGGCACCAUCGAAGUUGUUCAAGGGGUUCCCUUCGCAAGGUGGUAUCCUGGUCCCCUGUGUCGUCAAGCCGCCGACCAAUACGUUUCUACCUUCCUUCUCACCCGGCUCAUUCAAUCGCUCCUUCACUACCGUCAUGGAUUAUCUCCCGACAUUCAUGGAACUAGCAGGCCUUUCUCAGCCCGAAUCAAAGAAGACGACUGUGCAGUUGACCACCGGCACCGUAACGCGCCAAAUGAGCAGCUUCCGCGGGAAGGUAGUACAUGCCAUCCGAGGCAAAUCAUGGAUCCCAUUCUUCGCUCGAGGCACAAAAGAGGAAGAAGACGAAAUGUGGUACAUUCACCCCUCAUCUGAGCCUAUAGGGUGGGAACUGUUUGCCCGCGGUGCUCUACGCAAGGGAGAUUGGAAGAUCGUUCAUAUCUCGAAGGCAAAUGGAGGGGUCGGCGUGGGGGAUGAUGGCUGGGAACUCUUUAACGUUGUUGAAGAUCCGGGUGAGACGAAGGAUCUAGCGGACGAGAAUCCGGGGAAGUUAAAGGAGCUUCUGAAUCAUUGGGAUGAGUAUGUAGUUGAGUGUGGGAUCGUGUGGGGGGAGACGGCGGUGACUCCGGGUAUUGGAAAGGACGAGGCGCCCGAACUGUGGGAGGAUGAGGUAGAGCUGCAGAAGUCGUGGAUGGGAGCUCGGGUGGGCGAGGUUCCUGCAAGUUGUCAAUGA
Penicillium argentinense is the source of this 1872-nucleotide messenger RNA. Its product is annotated as arylsulfatase. Bases 1 to 1872 code for a protein of 623 amino acids. Lineage: Eukaryota; Fungi; Ascomycota; Eurotiomycetes; Eurotiales; Aspergillaceae. The transcript has 8 exons. Gene Ontology annotation, molecular function: arylsulfatase activity. The record is from RefSeq and is a predicted model, not a curated record.